AGUUAGUCAACAAGCAACAGAACUUAGUCUUCUACGUCUAUUCGGUUAAGCUGUUUAGGUUUUGGACAAGAUUUCGAGAGCUGUGGAUAUGAAACUUCUCUAUCUUAUGGUUCUGCUGAUCUUUGGAGCCAUUCCUGAUGAUGGCUGUAAUAAAGCAGUAUAUCAGAUGGGUGAAGGAAAUAUCACAUGUAAUGUCAGGAAUUGUGAAUCAGCUGAAAUGAUUGCAUUUAUACCCAACAUGGAUGUAAAAAGACGGAAAAAUCUACAACAGAUGUGCGAGGAAAAAUACAUCAGGGCAGAGAAAUACUACAUCGAUCUGCUCAUCAAUGUAACGUUUGAAGGGCCAAAUGCAACCUAUGAGUACGAGAACUUUAUUAUGACUGUAGUGAAUAUGAUGAACCCCAUAGAUGACAGCCAUGUAAAGAUCUCUGCUCCAAAGCUGUCUGAAGAUGAUCCACCAAUUAACGUAUUCAUCCUCACUAAACCUUUUCUAAAUGUCACAGUGAACCAGAGCAAAGUUGCUAUAGUGACAUAUCCCCGUGCUCAACAGUUUACAAAUGACUCAAACAUUCUGCUGAGGUCCAAAGUCAUCCGCAUCAAAUCUGUCGGAUGCGAGAUAAAGGACUUGUCCGAUCAAAUUGUUAUCAAUUUUCCAUUGAACAGCAGUAAAGAAAUAGAUGGAAGCUACAACCUGUCAUGCCGGUUCUAUGAUGAAACAACAAACCGUUGGAGUGACAUGGGGUCUUUCACCAACCUGGAGAACAACACUGUAAACUGCUCAUAUAAUCACAUGUCCCUCUUUGCUGUAUUUCUGGUGCCCAUGAAGCAGCAGCAGGAAAACCUGCCCUGUAGUGAUGACACAGAUGAGAACUAUAUUUUCUUCAACAGCACAGAAUUGACAUUUCAAAAGAACCAUUCUACAUCACUCUGUACCUGGGGAGAGGAUCGGUGUUAUGUAGAGUGUAGUUCUGUCAAUCUCACCACAGACAUAACUGGUGUGAUAAACAUAACAAAUCUGGCACUAAAUUCUACAAUCACAGGUCACCGCAAAACUCAGCUGGUCUUUUGUAAGGGUGAGAAAAUCAUCACAUGUAACAUCACAAAGUGUAACUCCUAUGAAAUGAAUACAUCUAUAAACACAAUGGACUUCACAAGACUAAUUAAAGCACAGGAUAUGUGUAAUAAAUCAUUUUCUGCAGAUAUAUACCUCGAGAAAGAGAAGGAAUUCAUCGAUCAGCAGAUCAACUCAACGUUUAAUGAGUCGAACAUAACCAAAAACUACACGAAUUUUAAAAUGACUGUUUUUAAUAUAAGCAUGUUGAACCCAGUUGAUGGGAGUGUAAAGAUCUCUGCUCCAAAGUGGUCUGAUCAGGAUCAACCCAUAGACGUAUUCUUCCCUACUGAAUCAUCUACAAAUGAUUCCCUUGUCGCUGUAGUGAGAUACGGAACUGCUGAAAAGUUUAACAAUAACUCAAACACGGUGUUGAUGUCCCAAAUUGUUCGUGUCGAAACCAUAGGAUCUGGGCGCAAGGACUUGACCAAACUGCUUUUUAUCAAGUUUCCAGUGAAUAGUACCAAAAUAAACCUCGUAAACUCUAAGCUGUCAUGUAUGUUCUAUGAUGAAAAAGAGCACAAGUGGAGUGACACUGGGUCUUUCACCAACCUGGAGAAUUCUAACAGCAGCAACACUGUAAACUGCUCAUAUAAUCACAUGACCCCAUUUGCUGUAUUUCUGGUGCCCAUGAAGCAGCAGCAUGAAAACCUGCCCUGUAGUGAUGACACAGAUGAGAACUUUAUUUUCUUCAACAGCACAGAAUUGACAUUUCAAAAGAACCAUUCUACAUCACUCUGUACCUGGGGAAAGGAUCGGUGUUAUGUAGAGUGUAGUUCUGUCAAUCUCACCACAGACAUAACUGGUGUGAUAAACAUAACAAAUCUGGCACUAAAUUCUACAAUCACAGGUCAACACGAAACUCAGCUGGUCUUUUGGAAGGGUGAGAAAAUCAUCACAUUUAACAUCACAAAGUGUAACUCCUAUGAAAUGAAUACAUCUAUAAACACAAUGGACUUCACAAGACUAAUUAAAGCACAGGAUAUGUGUAAUAAAUCAUUUUCUGCAGAAAUAUACUUCGAGAAAGAGAAGGAAUUCAUCGAUCAGCAGAUCAACUCAACGUUUAAUGAGUCAAGCAUAACCAUAAACGUCACGAUUUUUAAAAUGACUGUUUUUAAUAUAAGCAUGUUGAAUCCAGUUGAUGGGAGUGUAAAGAUCUCUGCUCCAAAGUGGUCUGAUCAGGAUCAACCCAUAGACGUAUUCUUCCCUACUGAAUCAUCUACAAAUUAUUCCCUUGUCGCUGUAGUGAGAUACGGAACUGCUGAAAAGUUUAACAAUAACUCAAACACGGUGUUGAUGUCCCAAAUUGUUCGUGUCGAAACCAUAGGAUCUGGGCGCAAGGACUUGACCAAACUGCUUUUUAUCAAGUUUCCAGUGAAUAGUACCAAAAUAAACCUCGUAAACUCUAAGCUGUCAUGUAUGUUCUAUGAUGAAAAAGAGCACAAGUGGAGUGACACUGGGUCUUUCACCAACCUGGAGAAUUCUAACAGCAGCAACACUGUAAACUGCUCAUAUAAUCACAUGACCCCAUUUGCUGUAUUUCUGGUGCCCAUGAAGCUGCAGCAGGAAAACCUGCCCUGUAGUGAUGACACAGAUGAGAACUAUAUUUUCUUCAACAGCACAGAAUUGACAUUUCAAAAGAACCAUUCUACAUCACUCUGUACCUGGGGAGAGGAUCGGUGUUAUGUAGAGUGUAGUUCUGUCAAUCUCACCACAAACAUAACUGGUGUGAUAAACAUAACAAAUCUGACACUAAAUUCUACAAUCACAGGACAACGCAAAACUCAGCUGGUCUUUUGUAAGGGUGAGAAAAUCAUCACAUGUAACAUCACAAAGUGUAACUCCUAUGAAAUGAAUACAUCUAUAAACACAAUGGACUUCACAAGACUAAUUAAAGCACAGGAUAUGUGUAAUAAAUCAUUUUCUGCAGAAAUAUACUUCGAGAAAGAGAAGGAAUUCAUCGAUCAGCAGAUCAACUCAACGUUUAAUGAGUCGAACAUAACCAAAAACUACACGAAUUUUAAAAUGACUGUUUUUAAUAUAAGCAUGUUGAACCCAGUUGAUGGGAGUGUAAAGAUCUCUGCUCCAAAGUGGUCUGAUCAGGAUCAACCCAUAGACGUAUUCUUCCCUACUGAAUCUACAAAUUAUUCCCGUGUCGCUGUAGUGAGAUACGGAACUGCUGAAAAGUUUAACAAUAACUCAAACAUGGUGUUGAUGUCCCAAAUUGUUCGUGUCGAAACCAUAGGAUCUGGGCGCAAGCUCUUGACCAAACUGCUUUUUAUCAAGUUUCCAGUGAACAGUACAAAAAUAAACCUCGUAAACUCUACGCUGUCAUGUAUGUUCUAUGAUGAAAAAGAGCACAAGUGGAGUGACACUGGGUCUUUCACCAACCUGGAGAAUUCUAACAGCAGCAACACUGUAAACUGCUCAUAUAAUCACAUGACCCCAUUUGCUGUAUUUCUGGUGCCCAUGAAGCUGCAGCAGGAAAACCUGCCCUGUAGUGAUGACACAGAUGAGAACUGUAUUUUCUUCAACAGCACAGAAUUGACAUUUCAAAAGAACCAUUCUACAUCACUCUGUACCUGGGGAGAGGAUCGGUGUUAUGUAGAGUGUAGUUCUGUCAAUCUCACCACAGACAUAACUGGUGUGAUAAACAUAACAAAUCUGACACUAAAUUCUACAAUCACAGGUCAACACGAAACUCAGCUGGUCUUUUGGAAGGGUGAGAAAAUCAUCACAUUUAACAUCACAAAGUGUAACUCCUAUGAAAUGAAUACAUCUAUAAACACAAUGGACUUCACAAGACUAAUUAAAGCACAGGAUAUGUGUAAUAAAUCAUUUUCUGCAGAUAUAUACUUUGAGAAAGAGAAGGAAUUCAUCGAUCAGCAGAUCAACUCAACGUUUAAUGAGUCAAGCAUAACCAUAAACGUCACGAUUUUUAAAAUGACUGUUUUUAAUAUAAGCAUGUUGAACCCAGUUGAUGGGAGUGUAAAGAUCUCUGCUCCAAAGUGGUCUGAUCAGGAUCAAGCCAUAGAUGUUUUCUUCCCUACUGAAUCAUCUACAAAUAAUUCCCUUGUCACUGUAGUGAGAUACGGAACUGCUGAAAAGUUUAACAAUAACUCAAACACGGUGUUGAUGUCCCAAAUUGUUCGUGUCGAAACCAUAGGAUCUGGGCGCAAGGACUUGACCAAACUGCUUUUCAUCAAGUUUCCAGUGAAUAGUACCAAAAUAAACCUCGUAAACUCUAAGCUGUCAUGCAUGUUCUAUGAUGAAAAAGAGCACAAGUGGAGUGACACUGGGUCUUUCACCAACCUGGAGAAUUCUAACAGCAGCAACACUGUAAACUGCUCAUAUAAUCACAUGACCCCAUUUGCUGUAUUUCUGGUGCCCAUGAAGCUGCAGCAUGAAAACCUGCCCUGUAGUGAUGACACAGAUGAGAACUAUAUUUUCUUCAACAGCACAGAAUUGACAUUUCAAAAGAACCAUUCUACAUCACUCUGUACCUGGGGAGAGGAUCGGUGUUAUGUAGAGUGUAGUUCUGUCAAUCUCACCACAGACAUAACUGGUGUGAUAAACAUAACAAAUCUGACACUAAAUUCUACAAUCACAGGUCAACGCAAAACUCAGCUGGUCUUUUGUAAGGGUGAGAAAAUCAUCACAUGUAACAUCACAAAGUGUAACUCCUAUGAAAUGAAUACAUCUAUAAACACAAUGGACUUCACAAGACUAAUUAAUGCACAGGAUAUGUGUAAUAAAUCAUUUUCUGCAGAUAUAUACUUCAAGAAAGAGAAGGAAUUCAUCGAUCAGCAGAUCAACUCAACGUUUAAUGAGUCGAACAUAACCAAAAACUACACGAAUUUUAAAAUGACUGUUUUUAAUAUAAGCAUGUUGAACCCAGUUGAUGGGAGUGUAAAGAUCUCUGCUCCAAAGUGGUCUGAUCAGGAUCAACCCAUAGAAGUAUUCUUCCCUACUGAAUCAUCUACAAAUUAUUCCCUUGUCGCUGUAGUGAGAUACGGAACUGCUGAAAAGUUUAACAAUAACUCAAACACGGUGUUGAUGUCCCAAAUUGUUCGUGUCGAAACCAUAGGAUCUGGGCGCAAGGACUUGACCAAACUGCUUUUUAUCAAGUUUCCAGUGAACAGUACCAAAAUAAACCUCGAAAACUCUAAUCGGUCAUGUAUGUUCUAUGAUGAAAAAGAGCACAAGUGGAGUGACACUGGGUCUUUCACCAACCUGGAGAAUUUUAGCAGCAGCAACACUGUAAACUGCUCAUAUAAUCACAUGACCCCAUUUGCUGUAUUUAAUGUGGGGAAGCAGCAGCAAAACCUGUCCUGUAGAAAUUACUCAGAUAAUAGGACUAAGAACUUUUUUAUCUACAACAAUUCAGGAUUGGACAUUGAAGAGAACCUUACUAAAUUACUAUGUACCUGGGAUAAUAAUCAGUGUUAUGUAGAUUGCAGUUUUGUUAAUCUUUCCACAAACCUAAUGGAUCUGAAUAAUGUAACAUAUGAGGUUCAAAAUUAUACAAUCACACCUCAAAGGAUAAAACUUGUCUUCAAAAUAAGUGCUUUAGGUGAGAUCACGUGUAAUGUCACACAGUGUAAACCUGGUGAAAUAGGACCUUUGUUCAUGAACUUAUCCAGUUCUAACAACCUGAAAGACUUAAAGAAAAUAGCACAAGUAAAACAAAUGUGUGAACAAUUGUUGGCAUCUGACAGCAGCUUAAUAUAUGCAUACAUUAGAGCAGAGAAAAAGUACAUAGAGUUCCUCAUCAACUCCAAAUUUAAUGGAACAUCCAAAAAUUAUGACCUAAAGGAAUUAAACAUGACUGUAGUUAAGAUGGAUAUGAUAAACACCACAGAUCUCAAGCUUGUACAGAUCUCUGCUCCAAAGGUGCCUAAUAAUAAGUUUCCUGUGGAGAUUUUUGUCCCUACUGAACCUUUUCAAAAUGUCCCCACGGAGCAGUGCAAAAUUGGCAUAGUAACAUAUCCUUCUGCCAGCCAUUUUAUGAAUGGCGUCUCCCAAAACUUCACGAUCAAAGUCAUUCGCGUUGAAGUUAAUGGACGUGUGCUUAAGGAUUUGUCCAAUCGACUUGUUAUCAACUUUACACUGAACUAUAGUGAAAUAAUACCAGAAAACUAUACCCUGUCGUGUCAGUUCUAUGAUGAGAACGUGUACAAGUGGGCUGACACGGGGUCUUUUACAGACCUGGAGAAUUUUAACAGCAGCGGCACUGUAAGCUGUUCAUACGAUCACAUGACUCCAUUUGCUGUACUUCUGACUAAUCCAAAAUUGGAUAGUAAGCAGUGGAAAAUCAUGUCCUCUAUUAGUUACAUAGGCUGCAGUUUUUCAGCGUUUUUCUCGGCAGUCACCAUCUUCCUCUACACUUUCACGAAGAGCUCAAACAAAGACACUUCUAUCCACAUCCAUGUGUCUCUGAGUGCAGCCGUUUUCCUCCUCAACAUCAGCUUCUUGUUCACAGAAUGGGGAGCCACAUGGUCUCAGAAGAGUGCAUGCGUAUUCAUAGCAGUGAUAGUAGAGUACAGCCUCUUGUCCUGUUUCUCAUGGAUGGCCAUUGAAGCAUUACAUUUGUACUUCCUUCUAAUCAAAGUGUUCAACACCUACAUCAAGCAUUACAUGAUCAAGCUGUCACUCUUUGGAUGGGGAAUGCCUGCUCUUCUUGUUGGAGGAAGUCUGUGUGCUUAUGGAAAAGCAUCUUUUUAUGGCACCACACAAAUAACAUUAUCAGACACAAACGAAGCAAUGCAAUUCUGCUGGAUUACUGACAUCCGCUUUCUUUACGGCAUGAACAUCACCUACUUCUCCAUAAUGUUCCUGUUUAACAUGUCCAUUCUGGUGGCAGUGAUAUGUCAGAUCUGUAAGCUCCGUCGCAUGAAUGUCAGAGGCAGUAGGUUUUUAUCUCGUAAAGAUAUUUGCACUGUCCUGGGUCUGACCUUCCUGUUGGGAAUGACAUGGGGUUUGGCUUUCUUCGCAUCAGGAUACACAAACUACACCGUUCUUUACCUCUUCUGUAUCUUCAACACCCUGCAAGGGUUGUUUCUGUUCCUGUGGUUUUACGCAACAAUGAAGAAGAAGAGAAGACUGCUGGCACAAUCCUCAACUAUGUCUGACCCGUCCAGUGCUCCAAUCAAGACUAUGGAAAGCAGCUUUUCCCACUGAUCAGAUAUUACAUGUCAUUUAGUGGUGAUGUGACUAUACAUCAUACUGGUUAGCUUUCAAGACAAGAACCGAAACAAGACUACUCGUUUUGGGGAAGUGAUGACGAAACGUCAGUACACUCAUUCUUUUACUGUGAUAUCAUUCAGAACUUUUGGUCUAAUAUAUACUCUCAUUUUAGAUGAACAUCUUUUUUAUUGCACAGUCCUUUAAUUUACAAGCUGUUUGCUAUGAGAUAUGUUUUAUUAUUAUUAUUGUUGUUGGGAUAUAACCCACUUUCCUUUACUUGUCAAUGUUUGCAUUUUCUUUUAAUUGAAUUGAUUUGAUUUAUUCAUGUAUUCUUUUGAACCCGUGUUGUUACGUGUUACAUGUUACCACGAUAUUUUUUUACAAGGUGUUUGUACAAUAACAGUUAUGUUUCUUCAAAAUAAAUAAAUAAAUUAAAUAAAUAAAUAAAUAAAUAAAUAAUUUAAGAGAAGAGAAAGUAAUGAGUUAUUGAACCCAACCCCAUGACGAGUUUCAUAAUCAGUCGCAUGGUUCACUUUUUCCCAUCAAAAGCAACUGUUUCAUACUACCAACGUUAUGACGAAUGACGCACAUUGUUCUAGAUAACAUAUAGUGCCUGUUUAAUAUGUAUCAUGACACUGAUCUGAUGUGAUAUUAUGGGUUUAUAUAUAAAGUACCCUUAUUUCUAAACUAGCAAAACUUUGGUCUUUGUUGCGUAUGUGAUCUCAUUAUAUAUGCAUUUGUAAAUCAUUAAACAAAUCUUUUAUAGUAUGUUAAAGUAAUAGUGUGAUGUUAUGUAUUGAUACCAACCCUGUUUCAGAGCAUCCCCUGCUAAACAGACUGGGCAACGGUAUCACUUGUGGAUGUCGGUGGAUUGACAUUCAAUUCAUAAAACAGCAA
Tachysurus fulvidraco (yellow catfish) is the source of this 8194-nucleotide messenger RNA. RefSeq lists its product as uncharacterized. Bases 89 to 7291 code for a protein of 2400 amino acids. The record is from RefSeq and is a predicted model, not a curated record. The transcript has 61 exons. Gene Ontology annotation, molecular function: G protein-coupled receptor activity. Gene Ontology annotation, biological process: adenylate cyclase-activating G protein-coupled receptor signaling pathway; cell surface receptor signaling pathway. Gene Ontology annotation, cellular component: membrane. NCBI's taxonomy places the organism in Eukaryota, Metazoa, Chordata, Actinopteri, Siluriformes, Bagridae.